AAAAAAAUUUAAUAAAAUUUAGUGCGGUAAAUAUUAAAAAGUCGAAGCAGCAAAAGAAAAUUAAAUAAUAUAUACCUUUGUCUUUAAAUGUGAAGAAAAAAGUUAUAUAGGACAAAGUGCAAGAUUUUUGUAGUUCGGACUCAAAAAAAAAAAGAAAAAAAAAUUUAAAAAUAAAAAAAAGCUCCGUAGAAGUGUACAAAGUCAGCAGCGUAGCAAGUGUGCAACAACGGGACGUGUGGUUAAAAGAGCAAAAGUGUUUUGCAACCAGUGGAUUAAGCAACAAAAUUUUAAUUAAAAGAAAAGUUUUUGCAGUAAGAAACUGACAUAUAAUGGAAAUAAUGCCGCAAAGAUACUUACUGCAAGCAGCUCUGGUGCUUGUAUACUGCAGCGUAGCUUUGGCGUGUCGCGGACAACUGUUGGUAUCUGGCCUCUCAUCUGGCGAACGUGAGAUCAUCCUGCACGAGCACAACAAGUUAAGACAACUAGUGGCGACAGGUCGCUAUCCAGGCCAACCGGGCGCAGAAAAUAUGCGUGAAAUCGUUUGGGACGAUGAGUUGGCGGCGCGUGCGCAACAGUGGGCUGAUAAUUGUGAAUUCCGUCAUGACCCCCUACGAACGAUCAAUCGCUUCACCAUGGGCCAAAAUCUUGCAAUCAUCUGGAGUACGGCCCCACUAGAUCCAACCGACGGCGAUUUUCCAUCGCGCAUCCAAAGCUGGUUCAAUGAGGUGCAAAGGUACUCAUUUGGCGAUGCUUGGUCACCCAAAACUGGUCAUUAUUCACAGCUGGUCUGGGGUGAAACAAGCUUGGUUGGUUGCGGAUUUUCCGAAUACAAAGAUACAACCAAAUAUAACAAAUUGUAUGUUUGUAAUUAUGGACCAGGUGGAAACGUCGUCGGUUACAAACCAUAUGAGGAGGGUAAGCCAUCGUGUGCCACAUAUGGUUUGAGAUCGUCAGCGCGUUAUCAGGGAUUAUGCGCACCAUCGGUUGCGCCCAUAGUUAGCGCCAACGCUAUUGACACGUAUGAGUACAAGCAAAAUAACAACAACAAAAAAACCGCAUAUUCAACGCAAUCCGCUACAACUUCAACCUCUUCUUCCUCCUCCUCUUCUGUAUAUUCCCCAAAACAGGCGACGAACACAUUUGGUCAGCGUAAGACUACAUCCGGUACAACAAGUUCAACGUUUGGUACCACAGUAUACACAACAACAAAUAACGGCAACAAGGCGUACACAACUCAGACCGGUGACAACAAAUAUAAGAACAAACUUGAGGCAUAUCGCCCGUCCACAGCCGAAUAUCAGAGGGCCGUACAGAAACACACCCUUCUAAGGACAUAUCUAAAUAAUCCGAAUUUGAGUGAACAACAAUUGCAGCAAGAGGCACAAAGGCAACAACAACAGCAAGAUGGUAAUGGAAAUGUUUCUGCUGUAUCAGAAGUAUUCGUUUUCGAUAAAACAAAACAAAACAAACAGCAAGUUGCCAAUACAACACCGCAGCCGGCUAAGCGUGGUUGGAGUCUUUUGACGUGGCGUGGCUAGAUAGUAGCAUGUGGGAGUAGGGUAUAGCCAUUAGUAUAUAGCAUAUACAUACACACAUAGAUGGAAUGAAAAGUGGAGGACAGAGAAGUACUUUUUUAAGGAAAAAAUUGCAAUUAAUUUUGGUUAAGGCAACAGGGGAGGCAGCCACCGUGAAUUACUACUGUGUAGUAAAGGAAGGAGAAAACUUCAGUGGUAUGCCAUAAAAAAUGCAAUUAAAAAAAAUACUCUACAUUGAAGAGAUCUUUUUUCGACUGCAGUAAAUUUGUUUGCCUUUGAGUAGCCAUUAAAAUCGUAAUGCAAUAAUGAAAAUAAUAUUCCUAAUUUUGCUCAAAUUAAAGUUUACUAUUAGUAUAUAUUUAUGUAUGUAGAUAUAAGUCUUAUGCCAAAUGUACGAAUUUGACAUACAUACACAGUUUUCAUUAGUUCGUAAGUAGUUAUCGAUUGUUAGAUGUAAAAAGUAAUGCAGUAUAUUCACACAUACACACACACACACAUACAUACGUAUGUACUUAUUUGCAUAUUUUGACUGCCCAAAAGGCGUUUGCGCGCCCAGUUUUAGCCACAGCCACGCAAAAGCUGAAUCGAAAACAAUUCCGAACUACUAAGUAUUCACAUAAGCCACCAGCCACACAAGGGUAUAGCCAUAUCAUUUGCCAUAACCGCGUAGGUGGACGCCAAGCAGCACACCCUUGUACUCAGGAACAACGUUUCGCCUGCAUUUAGAUUCUUCAUCUUAAAGCAUAUGCGCUCAUCUAAACACUUAUGUAUUAACAAAUCAGCAAAGUUGCCACUGCAUCGCGUCAUUCUCUUGUGGAAAACUGCCAUUCGCGAUCAGCACACAUUAAUGCGCAUUUUGUAGUCAAUUAUCACAUAGUAUUUAGUAUUAGUAAGAUAAAAAAAGAAACAUAAACAAAUGCAUUCACAUACAUAUAUAUGCAUAUAUCAGUGUAAGCUUACAUAUGUACACACAAAUACUUGUACUAUACAAAUGUUUGUAUCAAACGUUUGUACCCACAUCUGCUUAAAUAUAACAAUAGCGACCACAUUUUAGACAAAAGUAAUAGCUUCUAAUCAGAAUACUGAAAAAAAAAAUAUUCUAUACAUACACACUUCUGAAGAAUAAGAUGGAUAUGUUUGCUAAAUUGUAUGCAAAGAUAACACAUCGAGCGACUUUGCAUAGUCUCUGCAUUAAUAAAAUUUUACCAAUGUACAUUUUAUUUUAAAUGAAAUUUUUAUACAAAAUAUAUACAGCAUGAAUAAAUUUUAGUUCAUGUGAAGAGCGCUGUAUAAUGUAAUCUUGCGGAAAUUAUUAA
Rhagoletis pomonella (apple maggot) is the source of this 2851-nucleotide messenger RNA. Its product is annotated as venom allergen 5. Bases 330 to 1538 code for a protein of 402 amino acids. Gene Ontology annotation, cellular component: extracellular region. The transcript is spliced from 5 exons. The record is from RefSeq and is a predicted model, not a curated record. Lineage: Eukaryota; Metazoa; Arthropoda; Insecta; Diptera; Tephritidae.